Molecule: messenger RNA, 5501 nt
Organism: Acanthaster planci (crown-of-thorns starfish)
Lineage: Eukaryota; Metazoa; Echinodermata; Asteroidea; Valvatida; Acanthasteridae
Product: E3 ubiquitin-protein ligase TRIM56-like
Molecular function (GO): zinc ion binding
Source: RefSeq, a predicted model, not a curated record
CGCACGGAAGUCGACGUUGCUGCUUGUUGAAAUGGCUACACGUGCAUCCAUCCCUUCUGGCGUUGAGAAGCAUCUUGAAUGCCCAAUAUGUGGUGACAGAUACAGACGGCCGAAAGUACUAAAUUGCUUGCACAGCUUCUGCGAGGAAUGUCUGGUGAAGUACCGUAAUGGUAGAUAUAAAUAUCAUCCCAAGAUCCCUUGCCCUGUGUGCCGUCAAGAGACAACACUGCCCAGGACAGGCAUAACAGGCCUUAAGACAAAUUUCCAUUUGGUUGGUUUGAUUGAGGAAUUUACUCCGCAAGAAAAAGCCGCAUACUCACUGGGCUCCAGGCUACUCUGCCAGACAUGCAAGGAGAACAACGAGGCUUCACACCACUGCAUUGACUGCGGGAAGAAUAUUUGCCUGAAAUGCUACGAAGACCAUUUCCGCUUCCCGGCGUUAUCUAGCCACGCAGUUGUAACACUAGAUGAGAUAUGCGGAGGUAAAGUGAAAGUGAUCAAACAACUCGAUGGGUACAAAUGCCACCAACACAACGACAGAGUGAAGCGGUUUUACUGCAAAACAUGCGAUGAGCUGAUCUGUCAGGGCUGUACAGUUGUUGAGCACGCUAAACCCAACCACGAUAUCACUGAUAGUAAGACAGCCGCUAAGAUUUUGAGGGAGUCACUAACAGAUAAGUUCCCUGCUUUCAAUAAAGACGUACAAGAUCUAGAAUAUCGUCUUUGGGAUGCAGCUAAAGCAAAGACAGCACUCAACAGUAACAAAGCCAAGGCGCAAAAGGAGGUGCAGGAAAGAGCUGCCGCGGUCAUAGCCAAAGUCAGAGCUGAAGAGAAACGGAUUCUUGGUGAGAUCACAACCCGGGUACAGGAGCAAAACGAACGACUGGAUGAGUAUGAGAAGACACUGAGCGACUUACUUCGGAGAAGGAAACACUCGCUGAAGUCGGCGCUAGACAUUGUCCAGAAUACGUCAGACUACGAUUUCCUAUCGCUGCACUCCGUAAUCAGUAACGACCUGGACGAACUCAGAGGUCAACAAACCCCCAAGAUUACGGGUCUGCAGUCAUAUCCCGUAUUUGUGCAGAGCAACAUGCUCGAUGUUGAUCUGGGCAAUGUGGUAAUGAGAGACACCUGGGAACUGUGUCUAACGUUUGGCCAACAAGGAAGUGGCGAUGGAGAGUUUCAAUCAGCCAGAAGUAUUGCUGCUGCUGCUGCUGAACCUGACGAGAUGGCCGUGGCUGACUGGAAGAACAAACGAGUUAUUAUCUGCAACAACCAGGGACCCACCGGGAAAUUCCUGGCGAUAAACGCAAAUGACGUCGUUGCUAUGACAAACCACUGGCUGUGUGCUAACAUCAGUAAGGUUCUCAUGUACCGUCGAGACGCAACGCUAGCCUGUGAGUUCUACACAGUCCCGGAGACGGAGGUUCAUGGUGAGAUAGAUGUGCAGCUUGUGAGUGUAGCCGUCAUGAAGAACGGUAACAUCCUUGUUGGGGAUAGAAAGAGGAAGGUGUUGACUGAGCACAAGCCCGAUGACGGUAAACUCAUACAAACCACACCAGUAAGGAUCGUACCUUAUUGGCUGGCUGUGAUGAGCAACGGCUGGAUCGUGAUCAGUGACCGGGACCAGGGACUAGUGGAGAUAAUGGAUGUUUCUGAUGGCAAUGCUAUCCCGAUUGCCACAAUUCAACCAACCAUCGACGGUCAACAAGUGAAACACUGCAGUGGUGUGGUGAGUACCAGCUCUGGCAUAUUCGUUGCAGCGUGUACAAGUUACACUAAAACCGGUCACAUUCAUCAUUACAAUUCCGUAGGUCAGUUUGUCGGCUGUGUGGCAAAGGGUCUGUACAACCCCUGUGGAAUCACACUCACAGCAGAUGGGCAGCAGCUGGCAGUAGCUGACUGGCACUCCGUCAAGAUAUAUCACAAGGUGUGAUGUCAUCCAGCGUGAUGCUGACUGGUAGUCCGUCAAGAUAUUGGAUUGUUCACCGUCCAAUAUGUAUGAGGACUGGUAGAUAGCUGCAGUUUAAUGUAUGCGAUUAGCCCUUUCAAUUUGGAUGCUGAAUUUUUAAAUUAUUGGCGCGCCAAUAGCAGUGCAGUAAAGUGAAUCAUCCUUGAUGGGCCUCUACCGGUCGCAGUGUGUUAUUUAAUGAUUGUUUAUGAAUAUCAUUGAUACAUUAGUUUACUUGCAACUUGUUUUUCGAACCAAAGGUUAUUUUGUAAAUCUUUACAUAAAUAGACAAUUCAAGGUCAAGUUAAUCUCUGUAAUUAAGAAGAGAAGGCAAAAAGUUCUCUGAGCUGCUGCUUGAUUUGUACAUUAAGCAGGUGUCGUUUCCCAAUCAGCAUAAAACUGGCAGACUUCUGUCGGCUUCAUUACCAGCUACCGGUCCUUAUAGUCGGAGGACGUCUGUAAGACGUAUGGAGAAAACGUUGGGGACGGUAACCAGUCGAUAAAAAUAUAUGAAAAGGAGUGAUGCUAGCCAGUGCGAUGCUGACGGGUACACCUAACUCUGAGCACCGCGUGAUGUGUUUGAUCUACGUUUGCAUUUUGAUAUAAAUUAGUUUGUUAUGUCAGUCUUUGAAACGUUACUAGGGUUUUCUUCACGUACCAUUAAAUUGUUUCAAUUUUAUUUUCCCCCGAAUCGACAAAUUAAAAUGAAUGCUUUAAUAUUGUUAUAUUCCGAGUGAUAAGAUGACGCAAAAAGGGGGCAAAUGUUGUUGUUUUUCUUCUGAAAAAACGGAAAUUGGUAAACUUAAUUUUUCUUUUAGUGGACUAGUCAAGACAUUUUAUAUUGGAAUUUCAGGCUGUUCAUAGUGAAGGACAGCAACACGUGGAAAGGCUUGCCGUAGCACCAUGCAAAGGAAUAUAUCUCUAUGAGUAUGUGUUGUCCUAAAAAAGAACUGGGAAUAUACUCAACGUUUCGGACUGCAUGCACAGUCCGUCGCCAGGAGUAUCCUGACGAAGGACUUAGCACGCAGUCCGAAACGUUGAGUAUACUCCUGGCUCUUUUUAGGACAUUUCAUAUUAUUAAUGCUACUGGAAGUAAAACAAUCGGGCCAUUGUGAUGAUUUUUUCAGGUUUUGGCUGAAGUGAAACGAAAUUAACGAGAACCUGUUUGGUUUUUCCUAUUAAAGCAAACGUUUUUUAAAGUAGCCUAUUUAAUUUAAUUUGUUUAAAUUGUUGCUGAGUUUAACAAUGAAUGAAGUCUUACUCUGUGACCUUUAAAACUGAAUAUUUCAUGGUUAAAAUGCAAAAUGUAAUGUUCUGGUUCUCCAUAUUUGUUUUCAGUAAAAUUUAGAAUCACUUUAACAGUUUGGAUAUUAUAGUAUGUCAUUUUAAUACAUUCUGAGGCAUCACAGUAAUUACAAACUUGUCCAUAUCAGCAGAAAAUAACGAAAACAGCAAAACACGACUUGAACUGUUGCAAUAUUCGGAGUUUAAAAGAGCUUUGACAAAUAAGAUAACCUUCAUUUACUGAUUUUCUAAAUUUUGUAGGCUAUCUAGCAGUUCUCUGGACAAACUGCCCGGUGCACAGUAUUGUUCAGGCUUGAAGCCACGCUGUGUAGAUGUAUUCCAACGUAAUUAUGUUAACAAAUAAGAAAAGAAAAACUUCACUGUCAUCAUACUGACAUAAAUAGCUAAAUAGAUACUAUUUCAGCUUGAUGUCGAGCCUAAAUACUUAACAUGGAAGCGUUGCGUUAGUUUAUUCCAUUUGUACAUGUGACCUGUUUGUCUCUUUGGUCACUGAAACCAGGGCCAGCCUAGUGGAUAUUGCAAACUAGUUUUGGGAUCACUUAUGGUGAACCAUGUCCAUGUGGAACAAACAGACCCUUUGCUUCAUGAACUCGUCAAAAGGCUGGAUGCACACCUGUCGUUGCAUGCAGGAAAGAUGUUGUUCAGCCGACCCUACUACCCAUCGCUGUUUACAAACGAGACUCCAUUUAUCCCCAGUGAAAUAAAAAAGGACGAAAAAAUACACAUUCUGUGUAUUUAUGACAAAAGCACGCAAUGUUAUGUAAUAAGUAAAUAUUUCAUAUAAGUCUUUACGUUUUUAUUUACAAAUUUUAGUAGACAUUUACAUUUGUGUAAAGCUGUAGUCAGGUUAGUUUCAAUGUAAUCUCAAUUCAGCUCCUAUGUAUGUUUCGAAGUAUAGCUUUUUAACUGAACUGAUGAAUAUAAACGUAGCCAUCAAUACUUCUCAGAUGAUAUUUCAAACGCCUGUGUUCUCCAAAUGAAAAAGAUAUCCCACUGUGAUCCAAGGACUUCGAUUCGUAAUCAUGUGAUUGCAACCUUAUUGUGACGGGAACGUGGCUUGGAGUCGAUCACUCCUUAAAAGUGAUAGGAUGCUGACAAAACUUGGAUUGUCUACUCCAGAGGAUAAUUUUAGUAUCAGAGAGCCAAUGCAGAAAAAAAAACCUGUAGGAGGAGACCCUCAAAUUACAACAGUAAUUACUCAUCUCUAUGUAUUGGGCUCUUAAAUAAAAGGCUGAUUAAGUUUAUAUAAAUGUAUAUUAAAAUAAUGUUCACACAGAAGUGAAUAAUUGGAAUAUUGCAAGCAGCAGAGACAUAAUAGAAUAAAUUCAAUCUUACCCCGAUGCAGAUAAAAAUAUAAUGUGCUACAAAUGAGUGCUCCCCUCUUCCAUGUGAGUCCUCCCAGAAUUGGCUACAAUAUGAACAAACGAGGCACAUACUGUACAUCACCAUACACACAUAAGAAUGGUGCAUUGAUCCUCAUAACACGCAGGGUGUUGUACAUGACACAUUUGAGUGCAUGGAGCUGGUAGUUAAGUAUAGCCUACGCAUACGACGACAAUGCCAUAAAGUGCUAACAUAAUGUGUGUGUGUACAUGUACGUACUAUACAAGUACAUGCAAAAAUUGAAAAGUUGCGUACAUGUAAAGUUCGAAAGGUCACGUAAAAAUUGCACACUAAGCACUCUAAAAUUACUUAAAAUCAACGAUAAAGACCCAAAGCAGGAUUCACUAUGACAUUAAGGGAUCGAUUCAUAUAUAUAUCUUUAGUUGGGAUUACCGGAAUAAGUGUCAAAAUGGCAUAUACAUUCGGACAACCGACAGUCCAGCCAGUGAAAUCGUUUUUAUAAAAAUUACAUUCGACCAUUAAUGAGCAUCUUGGUUGCAAGUAUCCUGCGAAUCAUCAAGGCAAGAGUUUCAGCAAUUUCUUCCAGAGUUUAUAAAGUGGACGUUCAAAAACUCUGAGAACAAUAUAAAGCUUUACAAAUUUGAACCACAAGUGGUAAAAAUCGCCACUCGACAAAUUUUAAGAGCCAAUAUUUCUUCCACCAAAAUAAGUCAGACUAGUUAUUUUCCAAGUCUUCUGACAGCGUCAGACUGAUUAUAACUUAAUGAAUACAGUAUAUGUAUAUUAUGCGUCCAAAAAGUAUCACAUAUGAAUUACUUCAUUAAACAAGCACACCUUUACUCGAAUAAAAAAAUCAACUGUGGGAUCUCCUACCCCAAUCGAGAUAUAAGAAAGAGCAACA